UAGCAUAAAUUCCAAGCAAAGGAGAUCCCUUUCGCAACUUCAUAGAGACUACAUGCAGAGAGAGUUACAGCAAUUUGUCAACGUACUCUCUCUCUCGGUCUCUCACCAAGACACGGCAAGCUAAUGGCCGAUAUUGAACAAAUCCUUGGAGACCUGAACAAGGACUCCUUUGUUUCCCUCUUGAAAAACAUCAUUGGGGAGUCCAAAUAUGUCCAGAACAACCCGCCAGAGCUGAUCCCUGAAGAAGACAGGGUUGUCACACAUGUAUGGAAUUCUCUUCUCCCCUACAGCACCACCACUGGAGGAGGUCCCUUGAUUGUUAAUCAUGUCUCUUAUUUCCCUAAAAGAGGAAAUCUUAUUGUGGAGUACCCUGGGACUGAACCAGGAAAGAUCUUGUCUUUUGUUGGCAUGCACAUGGAUGUUGUUACUGCUCAUCCCAGUGAUUGGGAGUUUGAUCCAUUUUCGUUGAGCAUUGAUGGGGAAAAACUUCGUGGCCGUGGAACCACGGAUUGUUUGGGACAUGUUGCUCUUGUGACUGAACUGAUGAAGAAGUUGGGGGAGACGAAGCUGAAAUUGAAGUCAACAGUAGUUGCAGUCUUUAUAGCCAAUGAGGAGAAUUCUUCCAUAACAGGGGUCGGUGUGGAUGCACUUGUGAAAGAUGGUCUGCUCAAUAAGCUGAAGGGAGGCCCUCUAUUCUGGAUUGACACAGCAGAUAAACAACCUUGCAUUGGUACUGGCGGUAUGAUUCCUUGGAAACUUCACUUCACCGGGAAACUUUUUCAUAGUGGUUUACCACAUAAGGCUAUAAAUCCUUUGGAGCUGGGGAUGGAGGCACUUAAAGAGUUACAGUCUCGAUUUUACAAGGACUUCCCACCCCAUAAGGAAGAGCAAAUAUAUGGAUUUGCAACACCAUCAACAAUGAAGCCAACUCAAUGGAGUUAUCCAGGAGGUGGGAUCAAUCAAAUCCCUGCUGAGUGUACAAUUUCAGGAGAUGUCAGGUUAACACCCUUCUAUAGUGUCAACGAUGUGAUGAACAAACUACAAGAAUAUGUGGAUGAAAUAAAUGAGAACAUUGAGAAGCUUGACACAAGGGGCCCGGUUUCAAAAUAUGUCCUCCCAGAAGAAAACCUGAGGGGGAGCCUUACCGUCACCUUCAAUGAAGUGUCAUCUGGAGUUGCCUGUGAUCUUAAAUCCCGUGGCUUUGAAGUGUUGUGUAAAGCAACUGAAAAAGUAGUUGGGCAUGUAAAGCCUUACUCAAUCACAGGGACUUUGCCACUAAUUCGAGAGCUGAAAGAUGAAGGUUUUGAUGUUCAAACUGCAGGCUACGUUGUUACCAAACAAGAGAAACAAGGAACAGGAAUUGGGGUUGACCAGGGGGGAAAGAACCUGAAUAGGUCGAUGGGAUUAAUGAAAGACACAAGCAGAAGUUCACAUGAAGGUUUAAUGGCCACAUAUCAUGCCAAGAAUGAGUACUGCCUGCUUUCUGAUAUGUGCGAAGGCUACCGGAUUUUUUCCAGCAUCAUAAGUCAAUUAGAAGCUUGAUUUGAAACGAAGUGGAUGUCAUAACAAUGCCACCAGAUUCUAGAUAAGAAGCGUGUUAUGUUAAAGAAAUAAAUGAUUAUCAUGUAAACUCUGUUAAUUUCUAGUUUUGAAGGGCUUCCAAUAUGCUUCUUUUUUCUCUUCUUUUUGUUUUUUUUUUUUUUAGUUGCCCCAGCUUCCUGGAAAUUGGAACGUGAUGUUUCCAAUUUAUAUCUGGAUCUUGUUCCAUUUAUAGUUUGUCCUUGGCUCAGUAGAUCUGGCACUUGGACAUUAA
Messenger RNA from Populus euphratica (Euphrates poplar), 1813 nucleotides. Its product is annotated as acetylornithine deacetylase-like. NCBI's taxonomy places the organism in Eukaryota, Viridiplantae, Streptophyta, Magnoliopsida, Malpighiales, Salicaceae. Gene Ontology annotation, molecular function: hydrolase activity. The record is from RefSeq and is a predicted model, not a curated record. The transcript has 11 exons. Bases 124 to 1542 code for a protein of 472 amino acids.